Molecule: messenger RNA, 1771 nt
Organism: Erigeron canadensis
Lineage: Eukaryota; Viridiplantae; Streptophyta; Magnoliopsida; Asterales; Asteraceae
Product: adenosylhomocysteinase-like
Exons: 3
Coding region: 72-1541 (489 amino acids)
Biological process (GO): L-methionine cycle
Cellular component (GO): cytosol
Molecular function (GO): adenosylhomocysteinase activity
Source: RefSeq, a predicted model, not a curated record
CACCCACUCUUCUUUCUCUCUCUAAUUUUUUUGUAGAUCCAAAAAAAAAUCUACAAAUCAAAAACCCAGCCAUGACUUCUUCAGUUUCUCUAACCGUUGAGAAAACAUCAGCCGGCCGAGAAUACAAAGUAAAGGACAUGUCCUUGGCUGAUUUCGGCCGGUUGGAGCUGGAGUUAGCUGAAGUUGAGAUGCCCGGUUUGAUGUCGUGCCGGACCGAAUUCGGUCCGUCUCAGCCUUUUAAAGGCGCACGCAUCACCGGGUCAUUACACAUGACUAUUCAGACAGGUGUUUUGAUUGAGACUCUAACUGCUUUAGGCGCUGAAGUUAGAUGGUGCUCCUGUAAUAUUUUUUCCACUCAGGAUCACGCUGCUGCUGCCAUCGCUCGUGAUUCCGCUGCUGUCUUUGCCUGGAAAGGCGAGACUCUUCAGGAAUACUGGUGGUGUACGGAACGGGCUUUGGACUGGGGUCCAGGGGGAGGACCCGAUUUGAUUGUGGAUGACGGAGGUGAUGCAACUUUGUUGAUUCAUGAAGGAGUGAAGGCAGAGGAAGAGUUUGCGAAAUCCGGGAAGUUGCCCGACCCGACAUCCACCGAUAAUGCCGAGUUUCAGAUCGUGUUGUCGAUCAUUAAAGAAGGGUUAGCUAGUGAUCCGUUGAAGUACCAUAAGAUGAAGGAUAGGUUGGUUGGUGUGUCUGAAGAGACGACAACCGGUGUUAAGAGGUUAUACCAAAUGCAAGCUAAUGGAACAUUGUUGUUCCCUGCUAUUAACGUUAACGACUCUGUCACCAAGAGCAAGUUUGACAACUUGUACGGAUGUCGCCACUCUCUCCCUGAUGGUUUGAUGAGAGCCACUGAUGUUAUGAUUGCUGGAAAGGUUGCUGUUGUAUGUGGAUACGGAGAUGUUGGAAAGGGUUGUGCUGCUGCCAUGAAACAAGCUGGCGCUCGUGUCAUUGUUACAGAAAUUGACCCCAUCUGUGCUCUUCAGGCUACCAUGGAAGGUCUCCAAGUCCUAACCUUGGAAGAUGUCGUCUCCGAGGCUGAUAUCUUCGUCACCACCACCGGUAACAAAGACAUCAUCAUGGUUUCGGACAUGAAAAAGAUGAAGAACAACGCAAUCGUCUGCAACAUUGGUCACUUUGACAAUGAAAUCGACAUGCUUGGACUUGAAACCUACCCUGGUGUCCAGAGAAUCACCAUCAAGCCCCAAACGGACAGGUGGGUCUUCCCCGAAACCAAGACCGGCAUCAUUGUGUUGGCUGAGGGUCGUCUCAUGAACUUGGGUUGUGCCACUGGUCACCCCAGUUUCGUGAUGUCAUGCUCUUUCACCAACCAAGUGAUUGCCCAACUUGAGCUAUGGAAAGAGAGGACAAGUGGCAAGUACAAGAAGGAAGUGUAUGUGUUGCCCAAACAUCUUGAUGAAAAGGUUGCUGCACUACAUCUUGGAAAGCUUGGAGCCAAGUUGACCGUGCUCACCAAGGACCAAGCUGACUACAUCAGUGUGCCAGUUGAGGGUCCUUACAAGCCACUUCACUACAGGUACUGAGAGCCGGUUGUAACGGGAGGUUUGAAGAGAGGUGGUUUUUGUGACUGCUCUCGCUAUAAGAUACAUCUUCGCUAUGGCGUUUUAGGGUUUAGUUGUGUUAUUUUUACGGGAGUGUUGGCGGGAUGAAACUGCUCGAUUAAUUUUUUUCCUGAGAAAAAGUCAUUGAUGUCAGUUUGAAUAAGGGUGUUUGUUUGAAGGUUGUGUAAUAUCAUUGUAGACUUUUUGGGUUA